AUGGUCCCACAGAGGCAGCUCACCAGCCAGAAGAGGUUCAGGAAACCCAAGACUCAACAGGAAGAGGGCAGCGUAGGUUCCAGGCAAAAGCGCUGUCCCGCCCAGCACCUCAGUACCUCAAGUGCGUUCAGCAAACCGGCGGGCGCCGGCGGUGACCGCGCGGCGCAGCAUCUCCCGCCAGAGUCCACAGCACAUGCGCAGUCAGACCCUCCGGCGGCCGCUCAGCUCCGCCCCUCGGAGGCGCCGGGUUCCCUGAAAGGGACAGAGCUCGGGGCGCCGUUGCUGAGCCAGCCACUUUUCCUCUCGCGGGUCCCGGGUCGUUGGUUUGCUAAGUGCAGUUGGGCCCGGCAGGUGCUGAAGGGUUGGGGUCGUGGACCCCCGCCAGGUCUCAGCAGCACGGAGGUGCAGGCUGUCGCCGAGGGCGCGGGGCCGGGCGCCGCUAGCGGUGCGCUCCGCCCCGGGGCCCCCGCCCCUGCCUCCGGCCAGGCCCGGGCUCCAACCCCCGUCCCAGCCGCGGCCUCGCAGUUCACCCUGCUGGUGAUGCGCCCCUGUGGAGGGCCGGACGAGGCUGCGGCCGAGGGGGUCCUGCGGCAGGCUCCGGCCCUGGGGGGCAGCGCCGGGGCGGGCAAGCCCGUUCGGUACCUGUGCGAAGUGGCGGGGGAUGGCGAGGAGGAGGCGGGGGAAGACGAGACAGACCUGCUGGACACUUCGGACCCCCCGGGGGGAGGCGAGAGCACGGCUAGUUUGGAGGAUCUGGAAGACGAGGAGACCCACUCUGGGGGAGAGGGCGGCAGCGGUGGAGCCCGGAGACGGGGCAGCGGCGGGGGCAGCAUGAGCAAGACCUGCACCUACGAGGGCUGCAGCGAGACCACGAGCCAGGUGGCCAAGCAGCGCAAGCCGUGGAUGUGCAAGAAACACCGCAACAAGAUGUACAAGGAUAAAUACAAGAAGAAGAAAAGCGACCAGGCCCUGAACUGCGGUGGGGCCGCCCAGGCUGGCAGCGCAGGAAAUGUCAAACUUGAGGAAAGUGCAGAUAAUAUACUCUCCAUUGUUAAACAGAGAACAGGAUCUUUUGGGGAUCGACCUGCAAGACCUACUCUUUUAGAACAAGUGUUAAAUCAGAAAAGACUGUCAUUACUAAGAAGUCCAGAAGUGGUGCAGUUUUUACAGAAACAACAACAGCUAUUAAAUCAGCAAGUUAUGGAGCAAAGACAACAGCAGUUUCCAGGAACAUCAGUGUGAGCGAAUUUAUCAAGAAGUCCUACACGUUUUUUAUCUUAUUGUAGUGGAUGGACAUAUUUUUAUACUAAAGAUAAAUGGGGUAAGAUUUGCCAGUAGAAGGUAAACAGUCAUUUUCCUGUGACUGUAUGUGUGCAUUUGGGGACAAAUAAGUAUUGCACAUUGUGCAUCUGAUCCUUUCAGAUCACUGUGGAUUUGAAGAAAUCAGCUUAUCUUUCCAAAGUAAUAUUUAAUUACAAUGUUUUUUUAAACAAAAUGUUUCUCUUCAGUCAUUGUUACUGAAGGUAAUGAAGCAGUUGCUUUCUGUGGAAGUCACGAAGUUAAUAGAUAUUAAUCUUGAAUCAUCUAACUCAGUAAUUCUCAUCAAAGGGCAGUUGGAAACAUAUGGGUAUGUUUUUGCUUGUCACGGCGACCUUGAAAACUGCUGGUUUUUAGUGAAUGGGACAGGAAUGCUAGGUGUCUGGAAUGGUCCUCCACAACUAAGAAUUAUGUUACACGCAAUGCCAAUAAUCCCCCUGUUAAGAAACACUGAGAGCUACUUGUGAUGAUAAAAUGUAGUUGGGGCACCUAGAACUGGGUUCUCGUAAUAACCUUUCCUUUGCAGUUAAGACUGGAGCUGUCAAAGAGGUAAGCAUAUUUUCUGUGUAUAAGGAAAGUGAUCAUUGUUAAAUAGCUGUGAGAUUAGGAUGUGCAUCUCCUUUCAGAGAUGUGCUGGUAAAACUCGAGAGGGAUUAACCAAGUACCCUGGAAUGAGUGCAUCUCCUAAAGUUGGCUUCUCUACUUCUUGUUACCUAUUAGUGUUGAUCUCAUUUAAAACAGACACUCUUGUGUGUUGAAUUUGUGAACAGUACAAAUGUAUCUCAUCCCACCAAUGUCAGGACAAAAUUACCUUUUUAUACUCAUUUCUUUUUAAAAAAGAGAUCCUGAAUAUAAGAAUAACACUCCAGCAUUUUGUCAGUCUUUUUCAAAAUUGAGCUAUUUUAAGAUUGUGUUAUUCCUAAGUAUUGUUCAAAGAGUGAUGGGUAAUCCGGAUAGAUACUUUUUUCUUGUAUUUUCUCCUAGGAAAACUUUUAAAAGGCAAAGCUUACCAAUAAGAGUAUCAAAUCAAAUGUCAAGAAAGUAUUUCCAGUGUUAGGACAAUAAAUGCAUGUGCCUCAAGUUAAACUGUGCAAAAAUCUGUUAGUUUCUUGGGUUUUAAGCUCUGAAAUAUGUAUCAAGUUAAACUUAGUCAUGGCUGUUCUAAGAUGUACUUAAGGAGAGAAAGAAUCUUAUGUUCAUUUUUUAUAUGUGUUUUAUACCUGCAUAUCUGUGCAAAAAUGCUUUUACCAGAAUUAUUCAUUAAAGUCCAGUUAUUGACCUUUGA
Messenger RNA from Globicephala melas (long-finned pilot whale), 2602 nucleotides. It is a transcript of the gene RFXAP, whose product is annotated as regulatory factor X associated protein. Lineage: Eukaryota; Metazoa; Chordata; Mammalia; Artiodactyla; Delphinidae. The record is from RefSeq and is a predicted model, not a curated record. Gene Ontology annotation, cellular component: nucleus. Gene Ontology annotation, biological process: regulation of transcription by RNA polymerase II.